This is a messenger RNA of Populus trichocarpa (black cottonwood), 2002 nucleotides long. Its product is annotated as UPF0051 protein ABCI8, chloroplastic. The record is from RefSeq and is a predicted model, not a curated record. The transcript has 2 exons. Gene Ontology annotation, biological process: iron-sulfur cluster assembly. Lineage: Eukaryota; Viridiplantae; Streptophyta; Magnoliopsida; Malpighiales; Salicaceae. The coding region runs from base 106 to 1770 and encodes 554 amino acids.
AACUUAUGGCUAUCAGAACAAAGGAAUCAACCACAAACAUCUUCUCUUUUCAAGUACUCACCUUUCUUUGCUCUCCUCCUCUUGUCUGAACCACAAACCAUAACCAUGGCUUCUUUGUUAUCAAACACUAUCUCUCACUUUUCUCCAAAACCCAUUAAAGAUUCACCAAAAUUGAACAAACCCUUUUCCUUUCAGAUAAAACCCAUCUUUUUUAAGCCUUCAAAACUGAAUCUUUUCAAGAUCCGUGCUGAUGUUGGGUUUGAAUCUAAGACAGUCAAGACCGUUCCAGGUAACUCAGCAGCAACUGGUACUUCUUCUACUAGCUCUGAUGAUAAGAUUAGAGAGAUUUUAAGGAAUCGUGAUUACAACGAGAAGUUUGGAUUCAAUAUGGAUAUUGAUUCCUUUACAAUUCCUAAAGGUCUUUCGAAAGAAACAAUAAGGCUAAUUUCUUCACUUAAAGAAGAACCUGAUUGGAUGCUUGAUUUUAGGUUGAAUGCUUUUGAGAGAUUCUUGAAAUUGAAAGAACCUAAAUGGUCUGAUAAUGAAUACCCUAUUAUUGAUUUUCAAGAUAUGUGUUAUUAUUCUGCUCCUAAGAAGAAACCUACUGUGAAUAGUUUAGAGGAAGCUGACCCGGAACUUAUUAAAUAUUUUGAUAGAUUGGGGAUUCCUUUAACUGAAAGGAAUAGAUUGGCGAAUGUUGCUGUUGAUGCUGUUCUUGAUAGUGUUUCUAUAGCUACUACUCAUAGGAAGACUCUAGAGAAGGCUGGUGUUAUAUUUUGUUCGAUUUCAGAGGCAAUACAGAAGUAUCCUGAUUUGGUUAGGAAGUAUUUGGGUAGAGUUGUGCCUAGUGAGGAUAAUUAUUAUGCUGCUUUGAAUUCUGCUGUGUUUAGUGAUGGAUCAUUCUGCUAUGUACCGAAAGAUACCAAGUGUCCCAUGCAGAUAUCGACUUAUUUUAGGAUUAACGCGAUGGAGACUGGACAGUUUGAGAGAACGUUGAUUGUUGCUGAUGAUAGGAGUUUUGUGGAGUAUUUGGAGGGGUGUACUGCACCUUCUUAUGAUAAGAAUCAGCUUCAUGCUGCUGUUGUUGAGCUGUAUUGUGCUGAGGGUGCGGAGAUUAAAUACUCCACGGUGCAGAAUUGGUAUGCUGGUGAUGAGCAAGGAAAAGGGGGGAUUUAUAAUUUUGUUACAAAGAGAGGACUUUGUGCUGGGGAUAGGUCUAAGAUAUCUUGGACUCAAGUGGAGACAGGGUCUGCCAUUACCUGGAAGUACCCGAGUGUUGUUUUGGAGGGGGAUGAUACUGUGGGAGAGUUCUAUUCUGUUGCGUUGACAAAUAAUUAUCAGCAGGCAGAUACAGGAACGAAGAUGAUCCAUAAGGGUAAAAAUACUAGAAGUCGAAUUAUUUCAAAGGGUAUUUCAGUUGGACAUUCUAGAAACUGUUAUAGAGGGCUGGUUCAGGUUCAAUCCAAGGCAGACAAUGCUCGGAACUCCUCACAAUGUGACUCAAUGCUUAUUGGUGACACUGCAGCUGCCAAUACCUAUCCUUAUAUCCAGGUGAAGAAUCCCACUGCACGUGUUGAACAUGAAGCCAGCACCUCCAAGAUUGGUGAAGAUCAGCUGUUUUACUUUCAGCAAAGGGGAAUUGACUAUGAAAAAGCCAUGGCAGCCAUGAUUUCUGGGUUUUGCCGAGACGUCUUCAAUGAACUUCCUGAUGAAUUUGGUUCUGAGGUGAACCAGCUGAUGAGCUUAAAGCUUGAGGGAUCAGUGGGUUAAGCAAAAACUACGGUUUGGCUUAAGUAACGAUAUUCUCAUCUUUUUGUCAACAAGUUUGCUACUGUAGAACUCUGUAAGGUUCGCUUUGUAAAUCCACCACAGAAAAAGUUGAGUUGCAGUUCCAGAAUAACUCAUAAGUUAUGAAUGAUGUAAUCAUACUCUACACCUAUUGUAUCAUAGACUGUAAAAAAAGGAUGCAAGGAUGAGUGCUUUCUUGUUUUUUGUUCUUCAA